Messenger RNA from Paramacrobiotus metropolitanus, 1095 nucleotides. RefSeq lists its product as uncharacterized. The transcript has 3 exons. The record is from RefSeq and is a predicted model, not a curated record. Lineage: Eukaryota; Metazoa; Tardigrada; Eutardigrada; Parachela; Macrobiotidae. Bases 93 to 878 code for a protein of 261 amino acids.
ACACUGUUCUUCACAAGGUUCUGGCUAGAAAGUUCAUAAAACUUUUCACGGCUUCCAAGUCUGUAAAAGCACCGCAUCCCAAACCUGCAACAAUGAAGUUCGCCGUCGUUCUUCUUUUCGCCUUCCUCGCGGUUUCCAAUGCCGCUUUUACCGGAAACCUUGUCCAACAGGCCCAGCCUCUCUUGAGACAGGCCCUGUUCAAGGUCCGCCUUGCUAGCCGUGCCGACACCACCGGCACCCUGGUCGAACAGCUCCAGAACCAUGCCAACGAAAUCAUGAACCAGAUCUCCACCGCCAUCGCCACUGGUCAGGCUGUUGCCGAAAGCGUCGUCGAUGACCUCCAGGAGACCCUUGCCACCCUCCAGUCUAUGGGACAGAGCGUCCUCAGCAGCGCCACCGAUGUCAUCUCCAACUUCCUCGGCGGUCUCUGGGGAUCCAUCUUCGGCAAGAGCCGCAGCCUCGCCGGAGUUGUCGACUUCAUCCAGAACUUCGACAUCAACGCCGUCAUUGACCAGAUCAUCGGUCACGCCCAGGACUUGGUCAGCCAGCUCGACCUCCAGUCUCUGCUCCAGAACGCCAUUGCCGCUCUUUUCGGCCGUGGUUUCUUCGGUGACGUCAUUUCCCAGAUCCAGGCUGCCGGUGAACAGGCCUGGAGCCAGAUCACCAACAUCAUCAGCCAGGUGACCACCGUCGCCGGAAGCGCCUUCGAGCAAGUCCAGGCUUUGGCCCAGUCCUUCGUCAGCGAGGCUGCCGUCAACAUCCAGAGCAUGACCAGCCAGGCUGCUGCUGAAUUCCUCAACUUCUUGAAGCCCUACGCCCAGCAGUUGGGUGGCCUCUACGAGCAGGUCCAGGCCCAGCUUUCUGGUCUCCUCAACUAAAUUGGGAAUUCUCACAGUCAAUGAAUGUUUAACAUCAGCGAUCAACGGAAUGUUACCAUCGUUUAGAAAAUAAAAGCACUUUCCACCAAACGAAAUAUGAAUUGGUAGAACAUCCACUCAAACUGCUGCUUUUUUGCUUAGUUGCUUAGUUUCUGUUAGUUGUUAGUAUGCUUGCACAGCUGUCGUUCGAAAGAAAAAAUAAAGCGUCUGACGCUGA